AUGCCUUCCUGUUUUAAGUGUAGAACUUUUGUUUCAAAUAUUCCUGGCCUUAAGGUUCAUUUUGAUUCCAAACACAAGAAAGAUUGUCUCCUUUUUUAUACAUGUGUAGAACAAAAUUGCUUUUCUAACUUCAAUACUUGGGCUAAAUUAAGAAGACAUUUAAGCAGAUGCCAUCGUCCUGUGCCAACUGUUAGUGAAUUUAUGCUUCACGAGACUGAACUAAAUGAUUCUGCUAGUGAUAUUGAAAACGUGUUUGUUGAUUUAAGUUGUGAUGCAAAUGAACAGUCGGCGCCUGACCCUGUUUUAGUUGCAAAAGAAGUGGAAGAAGAGAUGCGUGAUUUGCUGAUUGAGAUUACUGGCAAACUGUAUGCUGACCCUACGCUCCCCCGUUGUCAGGUGCAAGUAGUGGUUGAUGAGUUGCAUAAACUAACUUCUAAAGUAAUUUCAAUUGUAAAGCCAACUAUUGUUACAACUAUGCAAAGUGAGAAGAUCGAGCAUGAGAAAAUUAGAAAGGUAGCAGACAUGUUUGAUGUUAUUGAUAGGUCCUUUGAUUCUUUUUCUUCUGAUUACCUUAGGCUAAAAAUGUUUUCAGAGCAAGGUUGUCUAUUGUUACCAGUUCCGCAUACAAUUGGAUAUGGUAUGCGAGAUAAAAAGAAAAAUGGUAUCAUGGUCAAAGAAAUCGUGCCUAUGCAAGGCCAGUUUAUUCCUUUAAGAAAAUUGUUCAAGAUGUUUCUUUCUUUGCCAGGAGUAUUCAAUACAUGUUACUCAUACAUGGAAAAACUUGAAAAGGAAACAAAUGUACUCGCCAAUUUUGUUCAAGGCAAGUUGUGGAAAGAAAAAAAGGCUCUGCAUUUUAAAGAUAAGAUUGUUUUUCCUUUGUUUGUAUAUUAUGAUGAUCUGGAGGUCAAUGAUCCCCUCGGCAGUCAUAAAGUUGUAUCAAAACUUGGUGGAACUUAUGUAACAAUCCCUUGUUUACCACCAGAGUAUCAAUCCAAAUUGGAAAACAUAUUUCUAGCACUGCUUAUUUACUCUCUUGAUAGAUCUCUGUUUGGAAAUGCAAAUGUUUUUAAAAUUCUAGUUGAUGAAAUUAAUUAUCUCCAGAAGACGGGGAUUGAAAUUGAUGUCGAUGGUUCCCCAAUUCGAGUGUACUUUGCGUUAGGACUGGUUUUAGGAGAUAACCUUGCUCUGAACGGUGUAUUAGGUUUUGUGGAAAGUUUUAGAGCUUACUACUUCUGUAGGUUCUGCAAAACUCACAGGGAUACAACUACAACUGACUGUUGCGAGACACCAGAACUAAGACGGAAUGUUGAUGACUAUGAAAGGGAUGUCGCCGCUCCAAUGUCAAAGAGUGGCGUCAAAGAAAAAUCUAUUUGGAAUGAUGUUGAGCACUUUCAUGUGUAUGAGAAUUUUUGUUCUGAUCCAGUAUUGCAUGAAUUUGCUGAAGGUUCGGGGAAAAGGGCCAUGAUUUUAAUUCUACAAAACUUAUUUAGUGACAAUACGAAUAAUAUAACUUUGGAAUGUGUGAAUGAGAGGAUGAACACUUUUGAUUUUGACCUGAAUGGCAUUUCAAACAGGCCGCCUCCCAUUUCACCCAAAGAAUUUGAAGAAAAGGGCAAAAUUUACAUGUCUGGUAGUGAAAUGAUAAACUUCAUUCUUAUAUUCAGUUUCUUAGUGGGUGACCUGGUGCCAGAAGGCAAUGCUGUGUGGCCAUUGUAUCUAGUUAUGAGAGAAAUAUUGGACAUUGUUCGCUCAACUGCUCAUCCGCCAGGUACAAUUAAUCGUUUAAAAUACUUGAUUACAGAGUUUCUCAAACUUUAUUCAACAUUAUUUGAUGAACUUUUUAAAGCCAAGGAACACAUCAUGACCCACUGGCCUUUUCUUUUAGAAAUGUCUGGUCCUCUCAGUCUUUUCAGUUCUAUGAGAAUGGAAUCAAAAAAUAGGCUGUUUAAAUUAAGAGCCGUUGCAACAUCAUCUAGAGUCAACAUUGUGUUCACAACUGCUUUAAAAGAGCAGCUUCAAUUUUGUUACCGCAUUUCCAGCAACAGAGGACUUGAGUGCAAACCUGAAACUGGUCCAGCAACCUACUUGAAAGCAGUCAACGAUGACUGCUUUGCUCUAGCUGCUGGUAAUAGUUCCUGUGGCAUCUCAUCAUCCAUUCUUGAUACGUGUGUAGAGGUUUCAUGGGCUAAAGUUAAAGGUACAACUUACAAGAGAGGGAUGUGUGUAGCCAUGGGUCUUGAUGAGUAUGAUUUGCCAAUAUUUGGAGAUAUUGAGAAAUUUUUUUGUUCUGAAGGGAAUGUUGUCUAUCUGUUUUGCCGCACUUUGCUCACCGGUGCGUUUGAUGACAUCAUAAAUGGUUAUGAAGUUUAUGACACCGAUGAGUUUGUAUUCAUACAGCAAGAAAAUUUGUUAAGUUUUCGACCUGUUUUGCACACCUUUAUGUCCUCAAAGGAAAUGCGCUAUGCUUGCAUGAAACAUACUUAA
This is a messenger RNA of Thrips palmi, 2484 nucleotides long. RefSeq lists its product as uncharacterized. Bases 1 to 2484 code for a protein of 827 amino acids. NCBI's taxonomy places the organism in Eukaryota, Metazoa, Arthropoda, Insecta, Thysanoptera, Thripidae. The transcript has a single exon. The record is from RefSeq and is a predicted model, not a curated record.